UCAAAACAAAACAAGAGAAUUUGUUGGUUAUUUUUGGGCUUGCUGCAAUUUGAGUGAAAAUUUUAUUGUGGAACCGGAAAGAGAGAUUAGCAAUGAGAAAAUACCAGCAAUUAGCACUGGUAAUCAUUUCUCUGAUAAGUGUCACGGUGCUUCUUAUGUAUAGAAAUGAGAAUAGCAAAUUGAAGUAUAUUUUGGAAGUGGUUAACUUCUUUGGACGAACUGAUGCAGCUGCCUUGGUAAGAAUAGAGAAUAGCACAGCAUUUUCCCAUAUUUCGCCGGAUUUUUCCACACCUCUGCCCAUGUGGACACGCCUGGGAAAUGAAUUUCACUCCUACUCAUCAUUCUGGAGCAAAAACACCUUCACGGCAGGCGGAGAAGUGAUAACCCUUGUCGUUGGGCUUCGUCAUGCAAUUGUAAACUUCCGGUGUCAGCUACAUUUUCCCGGACAACCAUCCCCCGUGUCGGGAAAGUUUGAAUUCACCCGGGAGGACAAUGAAGUGGCCACAGGAGACACAGAGGAAUUUCUCAUGUAUCGCUUUCUGUGCAAAAUAACUCGGGAUUUUGGUACUCCGGAGAAUGUAAUAUUUGUCAAUACUGCAUCAAAUACCGAGCAUAUCUUGCCCAUUAGGACUUCCCGGAAUACAACUCUGAGUCACAGAUCUUCCCUUGUAGCCUGUGUUGACUUGGUGUCUUCCAUUUUGCCUAAAUCCUCAGGGAAAUCCGCCUUUAUCUCAGACACAGACAUCCUGCAGUACUUCAUUCAUCAUCAGAUAGUCGGAAUUGAUGAGUUCAUUGUCUAUGAUCCCUAUCACAUAACAGGGCAUAUUAGGGAAUUACUCUAUCGACAUGGCAUUAAAAUUUCCCUUCUGCCUUACAACUUCCCCUUUACUCUGGCCACGGACACUCAGAAUCGUGCUCUACUGGAAAUGGACUGCCUCCUGCGCACAAAUCACGAAGCAAAAUACGCCCUCCUGACCAAAAUCAAUGAAUACUUCUACCCAGCGACUAGUCUCAAACGUUCUAAAACCCUCUUCAAAACUCUCUCGUCUUCUUCUUCGGACAUCUACCGCUUCGAAGUCACCACAAAGACAGUCUGCACCGAGGAUGGUGUUCGGAUUCUUGCUGAGAACCACAACUACAAUCCCAACGCCAAUAUCCUUCAUCCAUUCAUCAUCUACCACGUGGAUUUUCGGGCUGUGGAUAGCAAAAAAAUGCUAGAUCUGGAUCCGCAUGUUGCAAUUGUGCAUCGAUAUGCAAAAUGUUCCAAUAAGUCUUCUUCUGGGCUCAUUGACUGGCGGACAACGCUGAAAACCGACCACUACAGCUACGUGAUGAAGAUAACGGAAGAACUGAAGAAGGUCCUGUGAAUACUUCAGCAGUCUACCUUCUCCCCACUCGGAUUGUGAAUUAUGUUAAUUCUCGCAAUGAUUUUUAGAUAGUUUUUAAAGUCGAUAAGUAUUUAGGAGAGAUUAAUAAUAAUAGCUAGGCUUCAUUGUAGAGUGGAAGCUUUAAAAAAAAAUUCUUCUACAUUUUUCCUGCUCAUCUGAAUAAUUUAUGAUUCAUUGACUUAUCUUUGAUAAGGGAAAGUGCUCUCCCUUCGAACGUUCAUGCCUUCGAAUAAUGUGAAUUUCAUUUGUUUUUCGGAAGAGAUUUAUGCCCAACGCUCAAUAACUUUUGUUUAGUAAACAUGUUUUUUAACAUUUCAAUGAGAGAGAGUGAGAUCUAGAUCUAGUCAUCUCGCUCUCUCUCAUAUGAAAUUUUGAAAACAUGUUUAUGAACAAAAUUUAUUGUGCGCUAUAACUUAUAAAUACAGUGCCCGCUUUGUAAUUCGGAUGAUUGGGAGACAAAAUGACAGAUGUCCGCUUCGUAAUCCGGAUGGAUUUUUUGAAUUUGUUCAACGUCUCGAAAAUAUAAUACAAGGUUUUUAUUGUAGAAUUAGAAUAAAAGUUUUAAAGAAGAUUAAAAAGACAU
Messenger RNA from Phlebotomus papatasi, 1971 nucleotides. RefSeq lists its product as uncharacterized. The record is from RefSeq and is a predicted model, not a curated record. Bases 93 to 1367 code for a protein of 424 amino acids. The transcript has a single exon. Lineage: Eukaryota; Metazoa; Arthropoda; Insecta; Diptera; Psychodidae.